This is a messenger RNA of Coffea arabica (coffee), 891 nucleotides long. Lineage: Eukaryota; Viridiplantae; Streptophyta; Magnoliopsida; Gentianales; Rubiaceae. The record is from RefSeq and is a predicted model, not a curated record.
AUGACUAAUAGUGAUGAUAAUGAGUUGCACGACAAUGUAGAUAAAAAUGCUAAAUGGUUUGGUGUAGAGCACUACAAGAAUUUUCAGAAAAAUAAGCCAACUGAAAUUGAAAGGGACGACAAUUUGGUGAUGCCAGAGGACAAUGAUGUUGCCCCAUCUUCUGAAUCUGAUUUUGAAACUGUGAAUGAACAUGAUGAUGAAAAAACUAACAAUGAAUGUACAGUCUUCAACCCUAAAGAUAUUGACAAUCCAAAAUUAGAGUUAAAAAUGUUGUUCAGUAUUAUAAAGGAAUGCAAGUUGGCUAUCACAAAUUAUAGAAUAAGACAAGGUAGACCAUGUAAAUUUGUGAAGCAGGACAAAAUAAGAUUGAGAACUAAGUGUAGAAGUGAAUGGUAUGACUGGCUUAUUUAUGCUGGAAAAUUGAGUGGGAAAAGUAGUGUGCAAAUCAAGACAUUUGAGAACACCCACAAAUAUGGUUUCACCUAUGACAAUCCACUUGUAAAUUCUGAAUGGGUUGACAGAAAGUAUACUGAGGAGUUUAGAACUAAUCCUAAAGUAGAUAUGGAGUACUUUAGAAAGACUGUAAUGAAGGAUAAUAAGUGCUUUUUCUCCAAAAAACAAACAUACAGGGCCAGGAGAAAGUCUAUGAAGAUUAUUCAUGGGAGUGAAACUGACCAAUAUAGUAAGUUAGGAGCAUACAUGCAUGAAAUUCAGAAAUCCAACCCUGAAAGCUCCAUUAUAUUGAAAACUGUGGAUAGAUCGACAAGUACAUCAACACAGCAGCAAAGGUUCCAAAGGUUAUACACUUGUUUUAAUGGAGUGAAGCAAGGUUUCUUAGUUGGAUGUAGGCCUUUGAUUGGAGUAGAUGGUACAUUCUUGAAAGGGUCAUGA